Ctenocephalides felis (cat flea) is the source of this 921-nucleotide messenger RNA. Its product is annotated as anoctamin-10-like. NCBI's taxonomy places the organism in Eukaryota, Metazoa, Arthropoda, Insecta, Siphonaptera, Pulicidae. The transcript is spliced from 7 exons. Gene Ontology annotation, biological process: chloride transmembrane transport. The record is from RefSeq and is a predicted model, not a curated record. Gene Ontology annotation, cellular component: plasma membrane. Gene Ontology annotation, molecular function: chloride channel activity. The coding region runs from base 1 to 921 and encodes 306 amino acids.
AUGGAUAGUAAUCAUGAUAACAGUGAUAAUGGUGAGGAACAUGUUAAUCAUCAAACUUAUAUCGUCAUAGAAUUUGCAAAAACAAUUAGGAACAAAACUUUAUUAUGGAUUGUGGACAAAAUUGUCGCAAAACGCCGGCAUGGGGGCGCUGAACUUUUGCUUAGGAAGCAACCUCAUGAACAUGAUCAGGGUAUCAUAUUUCACAUUUCGGCCUCCAAAAUCAGGCUUCUAGAAGGUGCCGAAGAAAUGGCGCUUCUUAAGCCCGAUCUAGCUGGAAAUAUACGUGAAUUUGAUCUGGAACAUAUAGAAGACUUUCUUCCAGACAAAGCUGGUCCAGAACAAUUACUUACUACAUCAGAAAUGCAAAGCAUUGUUUGGCGAGAACUAAUUAAUAUGAAAGCUCAGGCAGAUGAAAAGUCAUUGCCAGGAUACGCCGAAGUACAACUAUAUCAUGGACAGUCCAUAAUUCAAUUGUUAGAAAACUUAGAAUUAAUAGAACGUAUUCAUCCAUUACAUGAUAAAGAAUUUAAAGAAACUUGGAAAGAAUGGUAUUGGGCAUUAUUGAAAAGGCAACCAAUUGCCGAAAUCAGAGAGUAUUUUGGAGAAGCUGUUGCUCUUUAUUUCAAUUUUCUGGGCUUUUACACCACCGCCUUAAUAAUACCAAUGACUUUAGGAUUUCUACAGCUGAUUGUAUCUCAAGAAACCCUGGCAUUCUUUUGCGUUUUUAAUGUUAUUUGGGUCACUGUAUUUUUAGAGUUAUGGAAAAGAAGAUGUAGUGAGCUGGCUUUUGACUGGGGCACAAUUAAUAUGACAAGCCUUGAUGAACCACGUCCGAACUAUCAUGGAACAAUGGGAAUAGAUGCUGUUAGUGGAAAAGUUCAGCCACAGUACCCUAGAUGGAAAACUAAUAUGAAGAAUUGA